This is a messenger RNA of Rhizoctonia solani, 2343 nucleotides long. Its product is annotated as alcohol dehydrogenase. Bases 1 to 2343 code for a protein of 780 amino acids. The transcript is spliced from 7 exons. Lineage: Eukaryota; Fungi; Basidiomycota; Agaricomycetes; Cantharellales; Ceratobasidiaceae. The record is from RefSeq and is a predicted model, not a curated record. Gene Ontology annotation, molecular function: oxidoreductase activity, acting on NAD(P)H.
AUGACCCAGAUACACCCCCCUACACAGAUUUCGCUCGUCCAAUCCCGCGCUCGCGGUCCUCUCCAACUCCAACCCAUGCAUAUCCCCACACCAGGACCGGCAACUGCAGCGACGAUGAAUUCGCUUGAUCACAAGAUACUCACCUAUGGGAUCCUCGCCCAAGAAUGGCCUUGGGUAGGUGGUAACGAGUAUGCUGGCACAGUCGUGUCGAUUGGCCCCGCCGUUGAAAACCUCGCUGUUGGUGACCGAGUAGUUGCUGUUGCUGUCAAUUUCAUAGAAGGACAAGAAGUGUCGGGGUGGCAGGAAUAUGCUCUUCUUCGCGCCGAUUUGUGCACCAAGCUCCCGGGUCAUGUUUCUUUCGACAAGGCGUGCACUGUGCCCACUGCAUUUGCCGGCGCCUCCAUUGCCAUUGCUAUUGAGCUCGGGCUCAAGUACCCUGACCCCCCUCCGCCCCCUCCCACAAAGUCAGCAGCAAGCAUAUGGGAGAGUGCUAUGGCCGCUCUUGGCAAUGGCGCCACGUUUGGAUGGGACCUCGAAGCAGGCACAAUCCGAGAUGGCGUAUGGUUACCUAAACCCAAGGUUUCAGCUAUUGAGGGGGCCACCCUCUCUCCCGAAGCGGCUGCUAAGAAAGCCGAGGCCGAGCGGCUCAGACGAGAAGAAGAAGAGCGGCAAGCCAAGGCCCGCGAAGAACGUGACGCAUAUGUUCAUGCCACUCUCACUCGCGCCUUUACUGAAGAAGUCGAGAAACGCCGGAACCAGGGACCACAGCAUUCCGCCUUUCAUGUGCCUGGAUAUGGCACGCGCCCACACCGAAAACAGGGCUCUACUAUCGGGUCCGAUUCAUGGGGGAGCAGUCACCCAGUAUCCUGGGGCGCCUUUGAUGUGACUCAUGAGGCAAAGGAUAGGCGAUGGGGAUCCAGCUGGGAAGACAGGGGCGCGCUCCGACGGUUUGAAGUUAUCGGUGAAGGUCGCAAUGCACUGGGUUUGGUGACGACAGGUCUUGGUUUGGACUUCGGCCCUAGGUUUGGCUCGGCUCGGCUCACACCUCAAGGGUCGACCGGAACGGACAGCGCUAGCACCACCAGCGCCAGCACGAGUAUGGGACGUACUGGAUCUGAUGAUUCCAACACGUCCGUAUCGACUUCCGAAACGACGGGAAUGUGCUCGUCAUAUCCUUGUUUGCGUGCACCAAAUGUGGGCCUUGUCGGUAGACGAGGGUCCGAACCAUCACUACGAGCCCAACAGUCGUUGUCAACUUGGAUGGGUGUUAAGUCAGCACCUGACCCUGGUCUAGGACCCACUUACGAUCGCUAUCCGUUACUCCCUGCCCACCCAAGCGAGGUGGCAACCAUCCGGCCUCGUUCUUCGGGCUCAGUCCCUUCCAAGCCGACUCGCUCUCUCGCCUCCAGUGUGAGAGGGGCAACAUCUCCUUUCCGUGUUCCCGCAACGCUAGCCAACCGAGGUCGUGGUCGCGGUAGCCCACCUUAUCGAGUCAGAGACCAAAGCCCGCUCGGUCAGCGAGUCAACUAUUCGCUCGAUGUUGGCAUGAAGCCAGAUCUGGCACCAGCUGAUCGUCAUGAUUCCUCUAUCCACUACUCAGCACACGGUGUCACGACCCAUAUCGCACCCAGCCGUACCACGCCCAGCAUUGUCACGACCGCCCCCAAGCCGGACGCUUGGAGUUUGUCGGCUGGGGGUGGCGUUCCUAAUACGUUCUUUCCUCCACCGCUUCCUCGAACAGGAACCCCAGUAUACGUAAUGGACGAGCCUAUUUUACUCUGGGGUGGAGCAACGUGCGCAGGUCGAGCCGCUUUGCAGUUGCUCGGGCGUGCGGGAUAUACGAACCUAUUCGUAGUUGCUGCCCGUGAACGUCACUCUGAACUGACUGAAAUAUGUCCAGCUGGCACUAAGUUUUUCGACUACAGAGAUCCCAAUGUUGUGGAUGAAAUCCGCAGCUCGAUUGGAGUUCGAAAGUUCAACAAGGUGAUAGAUACCGUAUCGAUGCCCUGCACUCUUGAGCCCAUCUCGCGCUUGGUGACCUCGGGAGCCAAAAUUGCGACCUUCUUGCCUGUGAAUACGCCCAUGCCUGAUGGAGUAGAGGUUAAGCCCGUCAUGUUUGGUCGCUGCCAUGAUUACACUGGCAAAGACACACUCUCUUUCAAUUUUGGAAAGGAGAGCAUGUGGCCGCUCUUGGGAGAACUCCUUCGAAAGGAAGAGUGGGUUUACCCACCUGCAGUACAUCUCGAUGGCGGACUUCGGGCCUGUGCGACGGACGCAAUGAGAAUGAUGUCCUUGCCGGAGUAUGCAGGAAAGCGGUUGGUUUUUGAGAUUUCAAGCCAUUGA